AUGAAUCCGGCUUCCUCCGGCGUCCACGAGGCAGUCGGCCCGCUCCACGCUUCCAACUCCAGGUCGCCGCCGCCCACUCUCGCCGCCAUGGCUUCCUCGUCGUCGGCCUCGGCCCCUUCUUCCUCCUUCUCACAACCUCAUCUGGCUACCACCUCGCCACCAUCGCCCCCGCCACCACCCCCUCCAGCAGCAAGCAUCGCCAACGCCGCUUCCGUCGCCACCAUCGCUUUCCCAACCGCGCCUGCACCACCUACUCCAUUGGCGCCGCCGCCUGCUCCCUCUGCAUCCACUCGCUCCCUGCGCAGCGCUCCCGGCUCGGCCACCUCCUCAGCAAGGCAAAGCCGCUCCUCGUCGCCAGCACCCGCGCCUCCGCUCCGUACAAUAUCCCAAGGUCAUCGCUCGAGCAUCGCCGACCCUCCCUCGGCCACCGCCAACGUCAAUGCCACCGGAAGCGCAAUCUCAACCUUGACCUCCCUCGAGCGACGCCAGAUCACAGACAGCCUCAGAGCACACAAACGCUCCAGCUCGCUCGCCACGCUCAAGUCGUUUGCUUCCGUCUCCAAUCCAUCCUUGCCCAUCAACCGUGCAUCGCAUCCACAACCACACCCAUCCAACCAAGCUUCCUCAGCAUCCACCUCGGCAAACAUGCCUGCGCCAACACAUCCGCCUUACAAACGCGCGCAAUCCCACCGCGUUGCGCGAACCCACUCGGCAGCCCCACCCUACACGCGUCCCUCCGAGCCACCAUCAUCACCGCACGGCGCCCCUACCCAGCCCCGCCAUCACGUCGAUCCCACCCAUCCCGCAUCCCUCGACGAAGCCGAACGCGAGCGUCAGCGUCUCAAGGCCGCCGCCGCCGCCAAGCUCGCAGAACAGGAAGCGUGGGAAAAGACCAGGGGCGCGGGAAGCGCCGUCCUCGACUUGCUCAAACUCCCCGACCUCAGCGAUGACGACGCCGAUGCAGGUCCUUCCUCGGGCUCCAACGACACUUCCACUCGAAGCACACGCGCCAACACCCCCGCUUCCGCUUCCGGCUCCGGUACAAGCGGUCUCAGCAUCCCGCCAAGCAGUGGCAGCAGCGGCAGCAGUAGCAGCAACAACAACAAUGGCAAUGGCAAUGGCAACGGCAACGGCAACGGGCUCGAAGCCUCUUCAAGCUCUUCCAACACUCGACCUCGUCGCUCCAAGGAGCGUCGCACGCCACCCAGACUAUCGCGCUCAUGGGCCGCAGCACGCGUCCUCCCUUCGCUCGACGAGGUCCAGUCGCGGCGUCACGAUCCCGUCAUCGUCACCUCCGCCGACAAGCUCCUCACACGAGGCAUCUCCGAAUAUACCCUUCUCCCAAAGAUCCUCGGUCGCGGCAAGUUCUCCAGCGUCUUUCUCGCGUCCAAGCCACACGGUCCCACCGGAGAUCCUCAGCUCUUUGCCAUCAAGCAUACCCCGCUCUUUCCCCAUCACCCCUUGAUCGCAACUCGCCUUCUCCGCGAGCCCACGCUGCUGGCCGAACUCCCUCCGCACCCAAACCUCGUCAACGUCUACGAGACCAUACGCACUCCCGGCCACUUCUACCUCGUCGAGGAGUAUCUUGACGGAUACGUCACCCUUGAGGCUCUCCUUCCCAUGCGCUCCGAACAGUCGCCGCCCCAUCACCCCAUCUUGCCCACCGGCGUCGCCAAUUGCAUCCUCGACCAGCUCCUCUCCGCCGUGCACGCCAUCCACCAUCCGCUUCAGAUCUGUCAUCGCGACAUCAAACCCGAAAACAUCCUCGUACAUCCAGAUACCCUCCAGCUCAAGCUGCUCGACUUUGGCCUCGCCACCCACUUCAGCCGCAGCGACGCAAAGCUCUCCACCUGCUGCGGCAGCCCCGCCUUCCACUGCCCCGAGAUCGUCACCGCUCUCCGCAACCCCGUCGGCACCGUCCACUACUGGGGGCCCGAAGUCGAUGCAUGGACGUGCGGAAUCACCAUGCUCCGUCUGCUCACCGGCGUCCGCUAUCCCAUCGGCGCUUCCCACACCAGCGUACGCUCCAUGGCCAUCCGUGCCCAGCGCGCCGUCGCCACCAUCCACGAUCCAGAGCUCCGCGACCGCGUCGCAAAGCUGCUCGAGAUCAACGGCGAGCGUCGUAUGCGCUACUUUGACGAACUCGUCAACGCGCUCGACUCGUCCACCGACGAGCCCAACCGCGGUGUCAAAGACUUCAAAAGCACCACCUACAUCCCCGUCGAGCCGCAGCACAAGAUGAACCUUCCGCUCGUCGUCGGUCCAGCAGCCGAGGCGGCGCUCACCUCGCCUCUUCUCCCCAGCGGCGCCACUCCGACUGCCUCAAAGCGCACCACUCCGAUGAAUUCGCGUCCCACUUCGCCCACCUUCGCCAAUGUCGACGUCUCGGAUGCCAACCUCUCGCCCGCUCCCAGCCUCCUGCUUAGCAACCCGAGCUACCAGCCGCCCCAGCGCGUGCUUUCCUACAUCAAGUACUGCCUCCGAUGCGCUGGCAUUCUCUAUCACUGCUGGCCCGACAUGAGCUCUAGCGCCAGUCUUCCACCCACGCCCGGUCCCUUCGACGCGGCCUUCCAAGACUUCAACAACGCCAAUGCGCCUACAGCCGCUGCCGGUGCAAGUGCCUCCGCCUCGGGCUCUUCAGCGUCUCGCACUGGCGACACGCCCGUGUCUGCCCAGUCAGAAGGAUGCGUCGUGCCCGCCACACUUUCGCCCAGCACGCCGUUUCCGAUUCAAGCCGCCCGAUCCGAGCGCGAUCCGUACUCGCACAUUCACAUCUUUGAGUGUGUCCUCGAGCUCGUCGAUCCGCCCGCAGACCAAGCCGACGAGGAGCCUCAGAGCCUGGUGCAGUCCAUCUUCAGCGCGCUCAGCUUCGGCAGACGCCCUGCCAAUCGACGUUCGCUCUCUACACCACCCAAACCCGAGAGCUUGCGCGCCACCGGCAUGCCAAGGCCACCCGGUACGCCCGCCAAUGCUCCGGUCUCAGGCUCCAGCAGCACAUCAGGAAAAGCAGGCGAUGUCAAGUGCCUCACCUUCUACCUCGUCCUCCGCUUCCCACGACGCCCCUCUGGACACGUCAGCUUCGUCGGCCCGCGUCCAUCGUACAGCCGCUCCUCCAGCGUCGCCGGUCGCUCCCAACGCACACGCUCGCGAGCCUCGUCUGCCGUUGGCGCCGACCGAGACGCGCGCGAGCUGCACCGCGAUGCCAGUACCGACAGUCUUGCGCGCCUCGGCAGACUGCACAACGCACACAGCGAAUUUGCUGCCGCCAUCCAUCCGUCCCGCAAAGCCAUGAUCGAUUCGAAUCACACCACACCUCGCGCAAGUCGUACAGCCAGUCCCGCUCAUGCGCAUGGCAAUCUCAAGAAACGCGAUGGAAGUAUGGCGUCUCACCGCGAAGGCGACCGUCAUCGACGAGACCCUCACGAGCUCGAACGCAGCAGCCUCGGACUCACCAUCGAGACAUCUCCAGAGCUGCUCCGCCUCGCUGCCAAGCAGAGUUCGGCGCAGAACAGUCCGUCGCCCCAGUCGGCUCCCAACUCGAGGGCGACCAGCCGUGCACGCUCGCGCAAGUCGAGCCGAGCUCGUGGAAUGAGCGCCUCGCAUCGCAGUCACGCAUCCAACAAGGUCUUUGUGCAUGUCACCGACACGCGCGCUCUCGAUGCGGUCCGCAAGGCGCUCAGCAUUGGCGGCACCACCACCGACUACAAUCCUGACAUCGAGCCCGACUACGAUGACGCCGGCGCGCUCUGGGCAAGCCCAGACUUGCGUGCGCGUGAAGCGGUGCUGGGAGAGGACUCCGAUACCGGCUUUUCUGCCGGUGCGCUCGAUCUCAAGUUGCGCCGCCCUGGCUCGAGCCGGCGCCGUCACGCCUCGUAUCGCUUGGCUUCGGGUCUUGCUGGAGCCGCGAGUGAGGAUGCAGACGUCGGUGAGACGCCUACGACUCCUUUCCGCCCGACGUGGUCCGAGAUACCGGCGGGCGCAGGCAAACAGCGCAGCACCAUAUCGCAUGGUAGCGACGAUCACGAGCAAUACUCCCGCGGUCGCUCAUUGGGUCCUGCGGGCAGUGUCUCCGCACCGGCUGCAGGCAUACCCUUCCCAGAGAAUCCCCCGCGUCUCCGGGCUUCGUCGAACCUCGCCUUCGACGUGGUGCAGGAAGAGUCGUCGCCCUCGACCACGGCUCAGUCGGCUUCCCAGUCUCGAACUAUGGUCGACUUGCGGGAGAAGGUGGGUGCCACUGCGACCGCCUCAGCUCCGAAUGAAACCCCGGCCACCGAUGAUGCCGGUGAUUUCGAUUUGUCCGUCACGCUUGCAUCUCUAGCGGCCUUGACCGGCGCUUUCUCGCGCGAGGAUCAACCGCCGAGCUGGGACGAAAUCACCAAGCUAGUCUCGGCAGUCUCAUCGUACUUGCUUCGUGUCCAGGGCGAGGAUCUCGGACGCUUUGCGCAGGAGCUCGACGCGCUCUCCUUUGAUCUUUUCAAGGGCCUGACCCCCGUAGCCGGUGUGGUAGAUCGAGAUUCGGGCGGCACGGUCCAGGCUGCCGACAUGGCACAGCGUCUGCUCGACCUGCUUGGAGAGAACGCGUCAUCGCGCGAGGUGUACAUGGCAGUCGACACUCGAUGCGGCGAGAUGCUCGAGACGCAACCGCUCUACUUCGAGCUCGUCGCGAGCGGCGAGGUGGCAUGGAGUUCGGCGGCCGAGACGAUCUAUCUGAUGCGGCUGUUGAACACGGUGCUUCCGCGCAUCCGCACCAAGAAGCCGCAGGGCUUCUCGCCCGUCUUUGGACGUCUGCCGCAGUGUCUCAUGCUCGGCCUUGACGCCAUGUCCGGAGUGGCUGAGGCUAUGUGCCAGAAACUCGCCGACGAGGCGAUCAAGACGUGUUGCUCGACGGCGCUCAUCGUGGCCGACUGGGAGCUGCACUGCAUGGGCACGUGCGAGAGGGAGCCGGUGCGCAAGACGUCGCGCGAGGUGCUCGGCCGCUUCCUCCAAGGCGUCACCGUGUGUCUGCCGCAUCUGGACGGCGCCAAGCGCGCAUUGGCCGAGGAGCUGUUCUUCUCGCAGAAUCCGCGCUAUGCAAUCGCGGCCGGAGCCGAGGCAAGUUCGGUGAAGCGCAACGAGCCGCUGUUCGCCGAGGUCUCCAAGACGCUCUCGUCGCUCGAGGUGGAUUUGGGCUCGAUCUGGUCGAGCGCGCUGACGAGCAUGGCUCGCGCUCCCGAGGACGACGACACGCGCGAGACGCUCUCGGCGCUUGGCGUGGCGGGCUUUGUGUUGCAUGUGCACCUGCUCUACUCGGGGUAUGCGCGAGAUCGCCCGUCCGAGUGGAAGGGCGUGCGUGCGCAAACCCAGCUCGAAGCUGCGCUGCCCGUGGCGCUGCUCGCGCUCGGCGAGCAGACCAAGGCAGCGGCGUCGCCGGAGCUCGACGAGGGCAAGGAGGAUGCGCUGGCGGACACGAGCCUCGUGUGGAUGCAGUGGUGCAUGCACGGGCUGGAGCGCGACGCUUCCGCGAGCCGGUACAUCCUGUCUGCCGACUUGGCCUCGUGCUUGGCGCAGACGCUGGCCACACAGAGCGUCAUCUCGCCCAGCCCGUCGGCGCGGCUGAUCCGCUUCAAGCUGCUGACGAGUCUGCUGGUGGAUCGGUGCGAAAAGGCGGUGAGCGUGCGGGUGCUGGGCCAGGUGAUCAGCGAGUCGCCGUUUGCACAGCUCCGCGCCGGAGCCAUUUCGAUCCUUCGCACGGCGCUGGCGACGUGGACGGCGCCGAUGCAGGCGGGCCAAGAUGGCGACGAGGUGCCGGUGCAGGGCAUUGUGGCGCUGCUAGGUCAGAUUAUUGUCGUACCAGCAAGGCUAUUGCCGACCAAGGGUAGAGUUUCAGAAGACAAGCAGGCGCAACUGGGAGCAGUGGCAGAAGAGGGCGCAGGGUUGAUCGAGACGCUCUCGCUCCUGUACUCUCUGGAGAUGCAGACGAAGGCCGGGGUUGCGAGCGCGGCACUCGACGGUAUCGUCAGGGGCAUCGACGGGUACAAGGCAUCCUUUGUCGAGCCGCUCGCUGCGGUGGUGGAGGGACUGGGCUCGGUGGAGCCCAACGCAUCAGAUGACAGCGCGGCUCAGCAGCGCAUGCAGCUCCAGCUGGUGCAGAGCGCAUUGCAGCGCCUGCAGUCUUUGUAG
Moesziomyces antarcticus is the source of this 6159-nucleotide messenger RNA. RefSeq lists its product as uncharacterized. The record is from RefSeq and is a predicted model, not a curated record. The transcript has a single exon. Gene Ontology annotation, cellular component: cytoplasm. Bases 1 to 6159 code for a protein of 2052 amino acids. NCBI's taxonomy places the organism in Eukaryota, Fungi, Basidiomycota, Ustilaginomycetes, Ustilaginales, Ustilaginaceae. Gene Ontology annotation, molecular function: protein serine/threonine kinase activity; ATP binding. Gene Ontology annotation, biological process: intracellular signal transduction; protein phosphorylation.